CCUAGAUUCCUUUAUCAGUCUUACUGAAGAAAGAAUUUGAAAAAGUUAACAUUACACUGAACGAUACAGAGAAGGUUGAAGUGAGUCAUUAUUACUGCCAGGAUAUAAUUCGAGUUCUUAGACACUGCCAACCCGAACACUCUUUAUAACUAUGCAGGAUUUCUUGCAUUGUUUCCUUACCUUGAAUAUGUACAAAUGAGCAAUGAAAGCGAGCGCAAGAGCCGUAAUAGGAGUGAAUGCAUAACUUUGUUGGACAAAAGUGCGCGUGACGUUCUCGACUAUUUAUAUAUUACCAACGAACGCAACCACACCGCGAUUAAGAAUGAGGUAGAAGAUAUUGCCCGCAAAUUGAUACAGGCGUUCAAUGAAACGCUUCAAAACAACAGCUGGAUCGGCAAUACGACGCGAGAAGCCUUCGAAAAAGUGUUGAAAGUGCCAUUGGAAAUAGGAUACCCGGACGCGCUAUUGAACAUGUCAGUACUUGAAGCUUUCUACAAAUACGUACCAUACUUGCCUUCGAAUAUUUCAUUCACAGAAGCCUUCUACUACUUUCAAGAAAACUUGUAUAAAAUGAAAUUGCGUAAGUUCAGGCAUCCAGAAGAGAGCAAUUGGCGUUCGGUCCACAGUCCAAGAAAAGGUCGUAGCAAGUUUCACGAGAAGUUCGGGAUCGAUAUCGAAAUUCCCUACCCAAUCUUCGUAUCUCCAUUUUUUCAGCGAGGACUUCCACGCUCAUUGAACUAUGGUGCCAUCGGCGUUACAAUUGCUCGCGAACUGGGGUCUACCUUCAGCAUCGAUGGUAAUAUCAGUGCAUCUUCAUUCUUCUUAUGCUGCAACGAAUACGAUACCACUUCAUAAAUGUUCCACAAUGCC
This is a messenger RNA of Dermacentor silvarum, 870 nucleotides long. RefSeq names its product neprilysin-1-like. Gene Ontology annotation, molecular function: metalloendopeptidase activity. NCBI's taxonomy places the organism in Eukaryota, Metazoa, Arthropoda, Arachnida, Ixodida, Ixodidae. Bases 196 to 855 code for a protein of 219 amino acids. Gene Ontology annotation, biological process: protein processing. The record is from RefSeq and is a predicted model, not a curated record. Gene Ontology annotation, cellular component: plasma membrane. The transcript has 8 exons.